Messenger RNA from Cordyceps militaris CM01, 342 nucleotides. RefSeq lists its product as uncharacterized. The record is from RefSeq and is a predicted model, not a curated record. The transcript has 2 exons. NCBI's taxonomy places the organism in Eukaryota, Fungi, Ascomycota, Sordariomycetes, Hypocreales, Cordycipitaceae. The coding region runs from base 1 to 342 and encodes 113 amino acids.
AUGUCUACGGAAAGAGGGCUUCUCGACAUUGCGGACAAGUCACGCGCAAUCCCUUCUUUCAUCAUGUCCCACGGGCAUGCUAUGCUACCCGUCUUUCCCAAAACCACCCCCCGUCCUCGACCUUGGCACUCUCUGCGCGGAAACUCUUGUGCACAGUCUCCUCGUUCUACGAAGCCAGUGCGCGUCGGCCGAGGUGAUGACAUUGGCCAACGGCCAAGCCUCCAAGCAGGGAUCCGCGACGACGAACACGACGUCGACCCUCUGAAAUCCGGAGAUCCCCUCAACGCGUGGCUCUCGUGCCCCAUAGGAAUCGCAAUGGUUGUACUUGCGCAACCUGCCUAG